Molecule: messenger RNA, 837 nt
Organism: Selaginella moellendorffii
Lineage: Eukaryota; Viridiplantae; Streptophyta; Lycopodiopsida; Selaginellales; Selaginellaceae
Product: putative rRNA methyltransferase YqxC
Exons: 7
Coding region: 1-714 (237 amino acids)
Biological process (GO): methylation
Molecular function (GO): methyltransferase activity
Source: RefSeq, a predicted model, not a curated record
AUGGCCAGGAACAAGUCUGGGAUGCAAGUCGCAGGAACAUCAGCAAUCGAGAUCACAGCCCAGCCUCCAAAAUACGUUUGCAGGGCUGGAGACAAGCUCGCAGCAGCGCUGGAGCGGUUUGGGUGUGAUUUAAAUGGUAAAGUGGUGCUCGACUCGGGGCUCUCCACCGGAGGCUUUACUGACUGCAUGCUACAGCAUGGUGCCACGCGAGUGUAUGGAGUCGACGUUGGCUAUGGCCAAGUUGCCGAGAAAAUUCGAACCGAUAAAAGAGUUCGCGUCAUGGAGAGGACAAACUUACGUCUCUUAACUCGGCUACCCGAGAUGGUAGACUUCGUCACUCUGGAUUUGUGCUUUAUCUCGGUUUUGUUGGUGAUGUCUGCCGUGUGCUCGGUGAUGAAGCAGGAUGCGAGCGGCAUCAUUCUCAUCAAGCCACAGUUUGAAGCGGCCAGGUCUCAGGUUGGCGGUGGUGGGAUCGUGAGAAAGCCCGAAGUUCACAGAGAGGUGCUUGAGAAGGUCAUAGAUGGUGUUGAGGAGUUUGGCUUCGCUUGCAAAGGCUGGAUGGAAUUCCCAAUCAAAGGCACCGAUGGCAACACAGAGUUCCUGGCAUACUUCCACAGGAUGACCAAACAAACACCAUCGCAGGAAAAACGCGAAUUUGUUGCAAAUAAGUCAAAGAGUUACUACUUGGAUCUUCUUGAACGCAAGGGAUCUUAAAGUUCUCUUUAUUUUCUCUUUGGAGCAACUGUACAAGAACUUUGUUUGAUCUUUGCAAAGUUUGGGUUUUGUUCUUCUGGAGAUCCUAAAUACUAGACGGGCAAAGCACCGGAAUUUUGUCUC